CUCCUAUUUUACGACUCUAUGGUCAACAAUCUCUACUUUUAUUUUUUUAAUGUUAAGUUCUUUCUCUUCUCGUUCCUUUCACACUUUUCUCUUUAUAAUUCAUCCUCAAAACAAAAUUUUCAUUAGUACUUUAGAUCGAUUUCCCUCACUCUAAAUCGAUCUCAAACAACUACUACUUCUAAACACAAAAUAAGCUACACAUAUAUGGAGGUAGCGAUACCAACACAAGCCAUGGAUUUCGACUUCAACAAUAGUAUGAGCGCAAUGAGUUCGCCAUACUCAACUGCUCCUCCCUCGCCGAAGCGUUUCGGUGAGUACUACUUCAGCGCGCCGACAAGCCCGUCUCGUGUGUCCGAUUUUUAUCGAGACUUCGAGGAAUUCUCCGCGGCAGAAUGUGGCAAUAACAAUGGUGGAUAUGGCAGUCGGUCUCCGCCUAAGGUUCCUUUUCAGUGGGAAGAAAAUCCAGGCACGCCUAAAAAGCGUUGUGUACUUGAGGAAGAUGGGGAUUUCGCUUUUGAUUUCAGUGAAGACUUGGAAAGAACUUCUCUCUCGGCUGAUGAGCUAUUCGAUGGUGGUAAAAUCAAGCCUUUGAAAACCCCACCUCGCCUUCAAUUUGUCGAGAAAGUUAACCAACAAGGCUCUUCUUCUUCAUCAUCAUCAAUUGGUCAAGAUUCAACUAAUAAGAAGAAAACGGCAAACGAAAGAGGAAGAGAAAGAAAUACUAGUAGUUCUAUGGGAGAUUUGUCGUCUUAUUUGAGAUCGGCUCGAAGAGCUACGAGAUCGCUAUCCCCUUUGAGGGUGUCUCAGUCUACUUGGGAAGAAGAAGAUCAACGACAACCAAUGGAUAAAAACGACAACAACAACAAGGAGAGGUUAUCUUUGGUAUCGAAACCUUCAAGUUCUUCUACUACUACUGAUAAUGUGCCGAAGGUAUCUUCUUCUUCUUCUUCGAAGAAAUGGAGAUUAAGGGAUUUUCUUUUGUUUCGAAGCGCAUCAGAAGGGAGAGCUAGUGAAAAAGAUCCGUUGAAAAAGUACUACAUGAAAAAACAGGAAGAUCUUAAGAACGCUAGCCGUAGGUCUACGGACAGCAUUGGUAGUUCAGCCAGGAGAAAAGGACCGGUUUCGGCUCAUGAGCUUCAUUAUACAGUCAACAAAGCUGUGUCCGAGGAUUUGAAGAAGAAGACCUUUCUGCCCUACAAGCAAGGUAUCUUGGGCAGAUUAGCCUUCAAUCCAGCACUUCAUGCUCUCGCCAAUGGCUUUGGUUCUCUCACACGUGCAUGAGAUAUCAUAUAUAUUCAUAUUCAUUAUAAUGAUUUUGAUGGAGAAAAUAAGAAGAAGACGAGUAAAUAGACAUAUAUCUCUUAUUGUGUUUCGCUGUAAAGUUAUAUUAUUACUAUGUGUAAGUUUUUCUCCCUCUUUUUUUUUAUUUUAACAAAAGAAAAUAGUACAUCUAGCAAUUAGUAUUUACGAAGUAAAGAAUCCGAAGAGGUGUGCGCUUGAUGAUGCUGUCUGUGUCAUUUGGGGAAAAAAGUACACUCAAAUCAAGUAUAUAUCUUGUUUGAUGCUUCUUCGAAAACUGAAAGCAUAAUUCUUUA
Humulus lupulus (European hop) is the source of this 1595-nucleotide messenger RNA. RefSeq lists its product as uncharacterized. NCBI's taxonomy places the organism in Eukaryota, Viridiplantae, Streptophyta, Magnoliopsida, Rosales, Cannabaceae. Bases 205 to 1281 code for a protein of 358 amino acids. The record is from RefSeq and is a predicted model, not a curated record. The transcript has a single exon.